AUGGAGGAGAAGAAGUUUGAGGCGACCACCGUCCAAACGGGGUCGGAUGGUCCCCCAGCCUAUGGCCACUCGUCUCCCACUCAGGAAAGCAUGGGUCAACGGUUCAUGUCUAGUUUCAAGCGAGACCCCAACCACACCGUCUCUGGCGGUGCUGGAGCUGAUGGCGCUGGCUUCGAUAUCGAGACUGCCGCCCAUAAUACGGCUAACUCCCCGCUGCAGCGCCGCUUGAAGGGUCGUCAUCUGCAGAUGAUUGCUAUUGGUGGUUCUAUUGGUACUGGUCUUUUCGUCGGUUCUGGAAGUGUUUUGGCCGUCGGAGGUCCAGCCUCGGUAUUGAUCGCCUAUAUUUUGAUUGGAGCCAUGCUUUACUGUACCGUUCACGCCUUGGGUGAAAUGGCUGUUCUCUUCCCCGUUGCCGGUUCUUUCGCCACUUAUUCGACUCGUUUCGUGGAUCCUGCUUGGGGAUUUGCUAUGGGUUGGAACUACGCUCUUCAGUGGCUCAUUGUCCUGCCCUUGGAAAUCGUCGCUGCUUCCAUCACAGUCGAUUAUUGGAAUCCAGGUGUUUCAAACGCCGCUUGGGUAACCAUCUUCUGGGUUUUGAUUGUCUCGAUCAAUUUGUUCGGCGUGCGAGGAUAUGGUGAAGCGGAAUUUGUCUUCUCGCUCAUCAAGGUCAUUGCCGUUAUUGGUUUCAUCAUCCUUGGAAUCGUCCUCAACUGCGGCGGUGGCCCCCAAGGUGGAUACAUCGGCGCCAAGUACUGGUACAACCCAGGUGCAUUCAACAACGGCUUCAAGGGUCUCUGCAGUGUAUUCGUUAAUGCCGCGUUUGCCUUUGCUGGAACCGAACUUGUCGGUCUUGCCGCCGCUGAAACCGAUAACCCCCGCAAGUCCCUUCCGACUGCCGUUAAGCAGGUCUUCUGGCGUAUUGCUCUCUUCUAUGUGGUUUCCCUUACCAUCGUCGGCCUCCUGGUGCCAUAUACCGAACCCAGACUUCUCAGCGGUUCCUCCUCCGCCGAUAUUAAGGCCUCUCCUUUCGUCAUUGCCAUCGAGAACGCAGGAAUCAAAGUUCUGCCUUCGAUCAUGAACGUCGUCAUCAUGAUUGCAGUCCUGUCUGUCGGUAACUCCUCCGUCUAUGGAUCCUCGCGUACUCUUGCUGCCCUUGCCGAGGCGGGCCAGGCCCCCAAGAUCUUCGCAUACAUCGACCGCAAGGGUCGUCCCCUCCCCGCCCUUCUGUUUGCAUCUGUCUUGGGUCUGCUUUCCUACCUCGCUGCCUCGCCCGUGCAGAGUGAAGCCUUCUCCUGGAUGAUGGCCAUCUCGGGUCUGUCCUCUAUUUUCACCUGGGGUUCCGUGUGUGGUGCUCACAUCCUCUUCCGUCGCGCGUGGAAGCUACAGGGCCACAGCCUGGAUGAGCUUGCAUUCCGUUCCCAGCCUGGCAUCAUUGGCUCGUGGAUUGGUCUCAUUUUCAAUUGUCUCGUGCUGAUUGCUCAGUUCUGGGUUGGUUUCGCCCCCAUUGGUUACGCAGACAUGAACUCCCGGGAGAUUUGCGAGAAAUUCUUCUCUGUCUACUUGGCCGCCCCCGUGGUUCUAAUUUGCUAUAUCGGUUAUAAGAUCAAGUACAAGACCAGAUUUGUUGCCUCCGCCGAUGUGGACUUGGUCACCGGUCGUCGCGACCUUGAUAUUCAGCAUUUGGUUGAGCAGGAGCUCGCCGAACAGAGGAACUGGCCUAAGUGGAAGAAGGUUUACAAGUUCUUCUGUUAA
This is a messenger RNA of Penicillium griseofulvum, 1752 nucleotides long. Its product is annotated as amino acid permease GAP1. The record is from RefSeq and is a predicted model, not a curated record. Gene Ontology annotation, cellular component: membrane. The coding region runs from base 1 to 1752 and encodes 583 amino acids. The transcript is spliced from 3 exons. Gene Ontology annotation, molecular function: amino acid transmembrane transporter activity. Lineage: Eukaryota; Fungi; Ascomycota; Eurotiomycetes; Eurotiales; Aspergillaceae. Gene Ontology annotation, biological process: amino acid transmembrane transport.